UAUGACCAGUGAGGCUGACAUCACAAAGCCAUUGACGUAAGAAGCUGUUGAAUGGGGGCAUAUUGUUAAAUAAUACAUUUGGAUUUGGUCACGUGAGUGAGCCUCUGAAUAAUUCAAGACAUUUUUACAUCACUGAUCUCUCCCCUCAGUACAGAUCCUGGAUGCUUGCAAAUAAUGCGCUGAAAAUGGAACUUGAUAAAACCGUCGUGAUCCAUUAAUCCGAGGGUAAAAGCGUGUCUGUCAAUUAACAAACCGCACAACCAUUGAAACAUGUGGCUAAAAGCGGAUAUGGAUCUUCUGUGAAAGAGAAAGCCCAUUUGCUCCCAACUGCUAUUUACAGACACAAGGAGAGUCACACCACCCUAUUAUUAACUCUGAGAAACCUGCUCCUAUAGCUUCUCUUGUAGCUCUGAAUUAAAAUGAGUGGGGCUUUUGCCAAGCUAGACCCAAGGCGAGUCCAAUGGGGUGCCACGUGGUACGCCUUUCACUCGCGGAUCCUGCGCACCAAGCCAGUGGAGUCGAUGCUGGACGGCGAAGGCAACGGCACAUCUCACAGCACCAAACUGGCACGAGUGCUCACCACCGUGGACCUGGUCUCAUUGGGAGUUGGCAGCUGCGUGGGCACUGGGAUGUACGUGGUAUCUGGAUUGGUUGCCAAGGAAAUGGCCGGGCCGGGAGUCAUCGUGUCCUUCAUCAUUGCAGCUGUGGCUUCCAUCCUGUCAGGGGUGUGCUAUGCUGAGUUUGGUGUGCGGGUCCCCAAGACGACAGGAUCGGCCUACACCUACAGCUACGUGACAGUUGGGGAGUUUGUAGCUUUCUUCAUUGGCUGGAACCUCAUCCUGGAGUACCUGAUUGGCACUGCUGCGGGUGCCAGUGCUCUCAGCAGCAUGUUUGACUCCCUGGCCAAUCACACCAUCAGCCACUUCAUGAUAAACCAUGUGGGCACUCUGAACGGCUUGGGCAAAGGAGAGGAGUCAUACCCAGACCUCCUGGCCCUGGUCAUCGCUAUCCUGGUGACGGUAGUCGUGGCGCUAGGAGUGAAGAACUCGAUCGGGUUCAACAACGUCCUCAAUGUUAUUAACCUGGUGGUGUGGGUCUUCAUCAUGAUCGCUGGGCUCUUCUUCGUCGACGGCAGCAACUGGGACAACGCAAACUUUCUUCCUUUCGGAUGGUCAGGGGUUCUACAAGGGGCAGCCACCUGCUUCUAUGCCUUUAUCGGUUUUGAUAUCAUCGCUACCACAGGAGAAGAAGCUAAGAAUCCCAACACUUCCAUUCCGUACGCAAUCACUGCCUCGCUUGUGACCUGCCUCACUGCAUACGUCUCUGUGAGUGUGAUUUUGACCCUGAUGGUUCCCUACAAUGACAUUGAUGCAGAGUCCCCUCUCAUGGAGAUGUUUGUGGUCCAUGGAUUUCACGCAGCCAAGUACAUUGUGGCCAUUGGCUCCAUCGCUGGGUUGACUGUGAGUCUCCUAGGAUCCCUCUUCCCCAUGCCCAGGAUCAUUUACGCCAUGGCUGGAGAUGGUUUGCUCUUCAGGUUCCUGGCCCACGUGAGCAGCUACACAGAAACACCUGCUGUGGCCUGUGUCGUGUCCGGGUUCCUGGCCGCCCUGUUGGCCCUGCUGGUCAGCCUCAGGGACCUGAUAGAGAUGAUGUCCAUCGGGACCCUCCUAGCCUACACACUGGUGUCUGUGUGCGUCCUGCUGCUGCGCUACCAGCCAGAGAGCGACAUCGAUGGCUUUGUCAAGUUCCUCUCUGAGGAACACACCAAGAAGAAGGAAGGGAUCCUAGCCGAGUGUGAGAAGGAGGCCUGCUCCCCAAUGAGUGAUGGGGAGGAGUAUGGUGGGCCACCAAGCAACACUUGUGGGGCCAAAAACCUGCCAUCCCUGGGAGACAAUGAAAUGUUGAUUGGCAAGUCUGACAAAACCAACUACAACAUCGAUCAUCCGAACUAUGGCACCGUCGAUAUAACGUCGGGGAUAGAGGCUGAUGAAUCAGAGAAUAUAUACCUUAUCAAGCUGAAGAAGCUGAUUGGACCUCGCUACUAUACCUUGAGGAUUCGGCUAGGCCUGCCCAGUAAAAUGGAUCGGCCCACUGUUGCCACCGGCCGUAUUGUCACCAAUUGCGUCCUGCUGCUUUUCAUCCUGAACGUCAUCUUCUGCUCCUUCAUCAUCUUUGGAUCCGACUACAUCUCGGACCACAACUGGUGGGCUAUUCUCCUGGUGGUCCUCAUGGUUGUGCUGAUCUGUGCCCUGGUCUUUGUCAUCCUACAGCAGCCAGAGAAUCCCAAGAAGCUCCCAUACAUGGCGCCAUGUGUCCCCUUUGUACCAGUCUUCGCCAUGCUGGUCAACAUUUACCUAAUGCUCAAGCUCUCUGGGAUCACCUGGAUCCGUUUUGCAGUCUGGUGCUUCAUUGGCAUGCUGAUCUACUUUGGUUACGGGAUAUGGAACAGCACGCUGGAGAUCUGCGCCAGGGAAGAGAUCUUUCAACAGAGUACUUAUCAGCGCUAUGACGGGGACGUGGAUGAUAGCUUCACUGCGGACGAUGGCUUCGGCUACCCAGAGGAGGGGGGCGGCCAGCACCAGGACUGGGGUGCUCCGGAGGACCGUGGGUACCAUUACCAGCAGCAGCAAGCCAUGCCUGACAGUGUAGACAACAGGACCUCACACAGCAGUAAACCCAAAAGCAAAGGGAAAUCUAGUCGGAAUUCUGAAGCCCUGAUCGCCAGUGACGAGCUAGAUUACUCACCGGAGUAAGAAU
Messenger RNA from Acipenser ruthenus (sterlet), 2757 nucleotides. Its product is annotated as probable cationic amino acid transporter. Gene Ontology annotation, biological process: amino acid transport; transmembrane transport. Bases 420 to 2753 code for a protein of 777 amino acids. NCBI's taxonomy places the organism in Eukaryota, Metazoa, Chordata, Actinopteri, Acipenseriformes, Acipenseridae. Gene Ontology annotation, cellular component: plasma membrane. The transcript has 8 exons. Gene Ontology annotation, molecular function: amino acid transmembrane transporter activity. The record is from RefSeq and is a predicted model, not a curated record.